AUGGAGGAGACAGAGACAGAGACUGCAGCUGCAGAGGGAGAGGGAGAGGGGAUGCAAGUCGAUCUCCCUACACCUCCCUCUCCCUCACUCCCACUCCCUCACACCUCAACACAAGCAACAUCCCAUCCCCAACUACGCCUCGCUCCUAGCCCUCCUUCCCCCGUAUCCCCUGUCCGCCCCACACCCCACCCACUGCAACACACCUCCCUCCUCGCACUCCAAUCCCCGCUCUCCCAGGUAUCACCCCGCUCUGCACCUCACACUCCCCCCUCACCCGUCCAUAGGCCAAUCCCCCUUCCCCCGGUAACGCCAUACGACACCCCUUCGCACACCAGCCUCAGCUCGCCCAUGUUCUUCCCCCAGCAGAGCUAUAGGGAAGUAUCUCCACUCCGAUAUCCCGGGCUUGGACUUCCUUCUCAGGCGGACGACCCAUUUGGUUUCACACCCCAGAACGCCUCGCUCUUGCAUUUGGAAUCCCCUGUUCCUACUCCGAUGGUGGAAGAAGCCGACCCUCCGGAUCCGCCUCAGCGCUCCCGCUCCCGCUCCGAGCCUGCAGUCCGUUUCGCACCUCUUUCACCUCUCGCUCCCUCCGCCUCCGAGUCAGCAAUAGACGACAGUACCACCUCUUCCCUCGAAGCUCCUCCCGCAUAUACGCGACACGCUUCCGGCGGAGACCUCUCCCUCCCCCCUUUCGACCCCGGUCCUACGCCACUCGUUCCCCUCACCCUGCCCGAGCAGCCAGCGACAUACCGUCCGCUCGACCCUCCCCCGGAAUGUUUCUCAACCCCCGGUCCGUGGAGGAUCAAAUCCCGCUCUUUUCAGCCGUUCACGAUCCACAGCUUGGGCCGGUAUCUCGCCCAAGGCUGGCAGGCGGUGUAUGCCCCCAGCCUAGAGGCGCAUGGGAUAACGCAAGAAGACUGGGGCAGGUUCCUCACUGACCUGACGCACACCGCUAUCCUCGCGCAGAACGGUAUCUCCGCCGUAGCGCCUAAACGGCUCUCCUCCCCUCACGCGGGGUUCCGCAGCCUGCUAAGUGGAGCCUGGGCUGUCGAGGGAGGACCGUAUGACCAGGCAUUUAGGAGGAGCAGUCAGGAAGAGGUGCAAGCGCUCGUGGGGGUUUGGAAUGGGAGUGCGUGGGAGAGGCGGAAGGUGAGGUGUGCGCUUAGACCUGUUGGGGGUGAGGGGGGAAGGACGGGAUGGGAGCUGUUGGUCGAGGCGCUUUAGCGGGCUGGGGAUGUGCUCAUGGGGAGUCCUGAUGGGAACGGGGUGCUUGACAGCUCAUAUGCAUCGAAUGUACCAUAUCAUUUAGCAUUUUUCGCUUGUUCUAUCAUCUGAGUGUAAUUCGAGAUCUGG
Molecule: messenger RNA, 1353 nt
Organism: Dacryopinax primogenitus
Lineage: Eukaryota; Fungi; Basidiomycota; Dacrymycetes; Dacrymycetales; Dacrymycetaceae
Exons: 1
Coding region: 1-1224 (407 amino acids)
Source: RefSeq, a predicted model, not a curated record